Molecule: messenger RNA, 1779 nt
Organism: Trichoderma asperellum CBS 433.97
Lineage: Eukaryota; Fungi; Ascomycota; Sordariomycetes; Hypocreales; Hypocreaceae
Source: RefSeq, a predicted model, not a curated record
AAGCGUUAUAAAAGUCUGUUUUCUGUCAAUCUCACUCUCACUCGUGUUUUCUUCUUCUUCAGAGACUUUGCUGUAUGAGCCGCAACCAUGCCUCGAGACUCGGGCGUCGCGAAUCCGCUCUUCCACCCACUCCUCUUCCUCUACCAGCUGCUGCAAUGGGUCAUUAACACGGCCAUUGCUCCCAAUGCACCCCCUCAAAACACCGAGUUGAAGCGUCCAAAAAUUGCCAUCAUCGGUGCUGGACUGACUGGCGUUUCGGCGGCGGCUCACUGUGUUGGCCAUGGCUUUGACGUGACGAUUUUUGAGGCGGGGCCAAGGGAACGACUCGGUGGAAUUUGGAGUAGGGUUAAUGAAACAUCCGGUCUCCAGAUCCACUCCAUCAUGUACCGCUUCCAUCCCUCUGUCAAAUGGGAGCGCGGCUAUCCCACCCGCAAGGAAAUCGUAGAGCAAAUCGAGCAAGUAUGGAAGCGCUACGGCCUGGACGAAAAGACCAAAUUUGGCGUCAAGGUCAAGGGCCUCAAACAGGACGAGCAGACGCGAUGGAUCAUCAACAAUGACCCGUCUCUUGGUCGGUUUGACGGCUUGAUUGCGGCGAUUGGAACCUGCGGCGAUCCCAAAAUGCCACACAUCCCUGGCAUGGAAAAGUUCAAGGGUGAAAUCUAUCACUCUAGCGAACUUACUGGAAAGGAUGCAAAGGGUAAACAUGUCGCUAUUAUUGGCGGAGGAGCAUCAGCCGUGGAAGCGCUCGAAUUUGCAUUUUCUGCCGGCGCAGCCAAAGUCUCAAUUCUCUCUCGGUCUGAUAAAUGGAUCAUUCCGCGGAACAUGAUUGUAGACACCUUGCUUAGUCUCAACAUCUUUGGCCAAGAAACUUUCCUCUCCUUCAUACCAGAAUUCCUUCUCCGCAAGCUCUUUUACCGAGAUCUCGAGGAUCUGGCGCCAACUCAUGACAAGGGCAUCUUUAUGGGCACGCCAAUGGUCAACUCUGAUGUCAUGGACAAGCUUCGUCAGGGCAAAGCAGAAUGGGUUCGCGGAGACAUUGAAGGAUUCAAGAAGAACGGCGUCAUGGUCAAUCGUCGUUCUCGCGGCGUUCCAAAAGACGGUCCGGGCCACGAGGAGCUCAUCAAGUCAGACAUGGUCGUCAUGGCGACUGGUUUCAAGCGACCUUCACUAGCAAUACUUCCGGAUGAUUGUUUCCAAGAUCCAUAUGGACCACCAAACUGGUAUUUGCAAACUUUCCCUCCAGCACACCCCUCCAUCUCCGCCAUCAACUCUACGUUUGUGGAGGCAAUUGGCACGGUUGGUAACUGGCACAUUGGCAUCUACACUCGCAUCCUUCUCAUGUUUCUGCUUGACCCCUUGACACGGCCGAGUCGAUGGUGGAUGGAGCGCUGGAUCGAUAUGACGCGCACGCUGAAAAAAUUCAGCCCAAUGGGUGCUUUUGACUUCUUCACAUAUCUCGAACUAGUCUGGUGGUUCGUCUUUUGCGUGACAUUUAACCCGUUCCGAUGGAAGUGGGCGCUGUUUGUGUUUUUCGGCAUUGGCAUUGGCAUUCCGAACGCAAUCAUUAAGCAUGAAAAGAAGUUUAUGAAUGGGGAGACUUACAAGAAUAGAGAUGAGGGGACAAGCUUUUAGUGGAAAGAGUUUACAUUUGGGAUAUAUCAUGCGGAAUAGUCUACAAAAAAAGCUUAAGUGAUAAAUAGAGAAAAUAUGUAGAUUCAAACGUCCAUCUACGAUGAAUACAGAUAUUGACAAAAGACAAAAAUUACUGAGUCCAUCACC